AUGCAAGCAUCUACUGUACAGCCAGUGUUUAAAUUAGAAUUAAAUCAUAAAGUUACUCCGGGUAUAGUAACGAUUGCAAAGUAUGACGGAACUCAUUCCUGCCUCACUGCUUCGGCUGGAUAUGAUAAAAUUAUAAUUCAUCAUCCUCAUGGUGCCAUUAUAAGUGGUCGCGCUCAGCGAUCUCAAGCUCAUGGAGAAGUGUCUGAACUAAAUCUGAGUCAAGCAGUAAUAGCCCUAGCUGCCGGAGCUAUAAAACCAGAUUGUCCAAGAGACAUGCUACUAAUUGGAUCUCCAACCCAAAUAUUAGCGUACGACGUACACGAUAAUUCUGAUCUAUUUUUCAAAGAAGCCCCUGAUGGGGUAAAUGUUAUAACUGUUGGUCAUUUUGGUAAACAUAAUGAGAGGCUUGUUAUUGUUGGCGGCAAUAGCUCAGUAAUGGCUCUAAAUUGGCAGGGCGUUGAACAAUUUUGGAAUGUAGUUGGUGGAAAAGUGUGCUCUAUGGUCACGUUUGAUUUCGAUAAAGAUGGUGAAAAUGAGCUCCUCAUCGGAUGUGAAGAUUCUUACAUCAGAGUAUUAAAAAAUAACCAAUUCAUCAUAGAACUUGCUGAGACAGGCCCUGUAAUUUGCUUAUCUCUUAUAAGUGAUGUGAGAUUCGCUUACGGUUUAGCAAACGGCACGAUUGGAAUCUACGAGGAAGGUAUUCGAUUAUGGAGAGUGAAAUCUAAACAAAAUUCGAUUUCCCUCGAAUGGUCGGGGGAAAAUUUAGCUUGUUGUUGGGCAAAUGGUCGAAUUGACUGGCGAGAUGAAACCGGACGAGGUCUGAGACGAGUUCAAAUGCGUUCUCAUGCAGCUGCUAUGUUGCUCGCUGAUUACCGUUCCGUUGGUGCAUCUGAUCUUAUUUGUGUAUCUGACAAGGGAGAAGUACUAGGUUAUCCGAAUACUCCAGAAAACGUAAGCUUGACCGCCACUUCAAAAAGAUUUCCUUCAGAAGAAGAUCGGGUAGCAAUCACGGAGUUACUAAAUAAAAAACAAGCGCUUUUAGUGGAGUUACAACAUUAUGAAGCAAAUUCUUCAAGUUUGACAAACCAAGAUAUGGAAAGACCAUCAACUGCAAUGCCUACAAAUACAAGAUUACAAGUUGCCAUAGCAGCUGAUUCAGAAGAAAAGUGUCUACAAUUGGUUGUUUCAACAAACAACGAAACAAUCGUACGGACAGCACUAGUACUGGCAGAAGGUAUAUUUGAUUCUGGUGAAACAUUAGCAAGGCAUCCACAACAAACACAGCUGAAAUCCAUUAUGUAUAUACCAUUGAAACCACCGCGUGAUGUUCCUGUUGAUGUUCAUAUUAAGGCAUUAGUUGGCUACGCAGAUAGCGAACAAUUUCAUAUAUUUGAAAUCACAAAACAAUUGCCUCGAUUUUCUAUGUACACAAUAGCGCCAUCUAGAAUGAAGACACAGAUUGAAAGCCACGUUACCUUUCGUAUAACUGAAAGAGUUCAGAGAAUCUGCAUUUGGAUCAACCAGAAUUUUUUGCUUGAUCAAGAAGUUGAAUUAGAGAAUGAGGAUACGAAGGAUUUCAAUAUAAGCUUUAUAUGUCUUAGAGAUAUGUCCCGACUUGAAAUGGAAUACAGUGGGGAUGGCCAAGUCAAGUUUAAAACUCCGGAUAUUCGUCUCGCUGGAGAUCUGAUUCAAAGUUUAGCCGUUUAUCUCAAUUUGACCGACUUACAGUCUAGCGCCCGUUUUCCGGAAGCAGAGGAAAAAUUGCGAGCAGAAAUGGAAAUAGUCUCCGAGAUUGGGGAUACGAGGUACAGACUCGCCGCUGAAACUGCAGAGAAGGCGCAGCUGAUCACCGCACUGUUGCCUGCUGCGCAAGACGCUGCCUCUUAUGACCUUAAAGAGAUGUUAAACAGAUAUAAAGAAGUGAUUCUUCUUAAUGAAGAGUUGCUGGUGAGUUGUCACAUCCGACGCGCCACUCAAGAACAGGCAGUUAUGUCUCUAAAAAGUCUGCAUACUAUUCUACAACAGGCAGCCAGGCUAAGAGUGGGAAAAUAUAGCAAAGCUGUGGUAACGGCUUGCAGGAAGGCAGUUAGCGACAACAACGUAGAAGCUCUGGUGAAAAUCCUGCAAGAUGGUGAUACGUAAUAAAACACGAUACGUAAUGGUUUCAAGAUGGUUUCAUUCAAUUCAAACAUUCAAUGAAUACAUCGAAAUUAAAAGGUGGGAUAAGUAAUCCAUUGUUAAUUUAAUAAAUAAAAAAAUACUAAAACAUUGCUUAUCUCAUUAAUUAUCAUCAAUUGAAACUAACCUAUAAUUCACUAUGUUUAAAGUCAAAUUAAAAAUUUAAAGAUUAAAAUAACACACG
Messenger RNA from Pararge aegeria (speckled wood butterfly), 2362 nucleotides. Its product is annotated as Bardet-Biedl syndrome 2 protein homolog. Lineage: Eukaryota; Metazoa; Arthropoda; Insecta; Lepidoptera; Nymphalidae. The record is from RefSeq and is a predicted model, not a curated record. Gene Ontology annotation, biological process: non-motile cilium assembly. Bases 1 to 2142 code for a protein of 713 amino acids. Gene Ontology annotation, cellular component: membrane; neuron projection; BBSome. Gene Ontology annotation, molecular function: protein binding. The transcript is spliced from 11 exons.